AUGGCAGCAAUCAACUUCAUGACCGGACUUACUGUGCCUAAUAGCAUCGCUGUCCUUGGUCUAGCAACCAGUGUCAUUGGCCUAAGUGCAGUGAUAUUUUUGCGCUUCUUUUAUGUCGAUUUUCGGAAAAUCGAUGGGAUCCCGGAGAUACCAAACGGGGACCUCCUCGCAGGGCAUUUAUAUCAACUUGGAGAUGAUCACGCGACAAGAUCAGAAACUUGGACCAAUACCUAUGGCUGGCCUAUUUUUCAACUGAGAAUGGGUAGACGCUGGGCGAUUAUGCUCAACUCUUUUGAAGCUGCUCGUGAAUGGAUCAUCAAGAACCAGUCUGCGACUCUCGAUCGACCAUGGUUUCACACGUUUCAUGGAGUCAUUUCGGCUACUUCAGCUGCAACCAUUGGAACUAGCCCCUGGGAUGAACGGACCAAGAAACAGAGACGUGUUGUAGGCUCAUUUACCACAGGACCGUCUAUUCAGAAGCUACGCAACAUGUUGGACAUGGAGACCUGCGCUAUGAUUUCGGCAAUUUAUUACGACUCUCAAAAAGGUUCCAAUGACAUCAUGCCUCAUAUCUAUCCGAAACGAUUGGCGUUGAAUUUGAUGACCAUGUUCUGCUACGGAACGCGAUUCAGUACUACUACCGAUCCAAUGCUCCUCCAAAUUCUGUCAGAUGCUAGCACAAUUGCGAGUUUUCGAUCCACGAACUCUACUACGCAGGAUUUCAUUCCCCAUUUGAGAUAUGUUUCAAGAAAUGGGCGCAAUGACACAGCAAUACAAGCCCGAGCACGACGUGACCAAUAG
Talaromyces marneffei is the source of this 801-nucleotide messenger RNA. RefSeq lists its product as uncharacterized. Bases 1 to 801 code for a protein of 266 amino acids. Gene Ontology annotation, molecular function: oxidoreductase activity, acting on paired donors, with incorporation or reduction of molecular oxygen; monooxygenase activity; heme binding. NCBI's taxonomy places the organism in Eukaryota, Fungi, Ascomycota, Eurotiomycetes, Eurotiales, Trichocomaceae. The record is from RefSeq and is a predicted model, not a curated record. The transcript has 3 exons.